Messenger RNA from Electrophorus electricus (electric eel), 2484 nucleotides. NCBI's taxonomy places the organism in Eukaryota, Metazoa, Chordata, Actinopteri, Gymnotiformes, Gymnotidae. The record is from RefSeq and is a predicted model, not a curated record.
GCGGCGCUCCGGCUUGGAACUUCUGUUCACGGCGCUUCCGCCACGAGGUCUGCAGGACGUGUUUUGAUGGUAUAUGUUGCUUGAAAUCCAAAAGUUCACCCAAGCUUUCACGGAUAUGUUCUAAAAGUUAACUAGAAGAGCUCACUGGGCUUUUUGCGCAAACGGACACGUUUUGGGUUCUAGCUCUGCCAGACGUGCUUUAUUGUAUCUGUUACCAAUUUCUCUGAAGUGUUUAAAAGCUUUUUUCUGAAGAGGACGAUUUUACACAACCACCCAGAAGGAGAUACGAGAGCGCAGUGUCCUCUUUUCGCGAUCUGCGCGGCGGCAUUGCCAGGGCUGCGCUGUCCUCCGCUCAUUCACAGCGCGCUUCUCAAGUUGAGCUGAACUCUUUAACGAGCCCGGCCGAAGACUGCAAGACGUGUGAUUUUAAAGACCACGUCUCACUGUUCCCACUUUUUAAAGACCACGUCUCACUGUUCCCGCUGGGAUCCGGGGUCGUUAUCGCGGGACGAAGCUCUUGUCGCUCAGUGCGCUAACACGCCGCUCGGUCACCGUACGGGGCAAGCACACAUCGCCGGUUCCGGGACGUUUUCCGCACUCUCGUCUUUGGGGGAUUUGAACUGUUGCUCUGUGUGAGCGACCAGGGAACUUCGAACAAAAUGCCACAGUUAUCGGGAGGAGGUGGCGGAGGAGAUCCGGAGCUUUGUGCUACAGACGAGAUGAUUCCGUUCAAAGAUGAAGGAGACCCGCAAAAGGAGCAAAUAUUCGCAGAAAUUAGUCACUCGGAGGAGGAAGGAGACUUAGCGGAAAUCAAGUCGUCUUUGGUCAACGAGACAGAAAUUAGUCCAAACAGCAACAGUCACGACGCAGCUAGACAGUCCCAAAUAGCCCCGGACUCCUACCAUGAAAAACACAGAGAUCACCCAGACGACGGUGACCAAGUUGCAGGAGCUGUACAGUAAAGGCCACCCUACUCUGGCUAUCCCAGUUAUAUCAUGAGCAACAUGAACAACGAGCCCUACAUGAGCAAUGGCUCCCUGUCCCCUUCCAUGCCCAGAACGUCAAACAAGGUUCCCGUGGUGCAGCCAUCUCACGCGGUUCACCCCCUCACACCUCUGAUCACCUACAGCGAUGAGCACUUUGCCCCUGGCCCCCACUCCGGACACCACCCACAGGAUGUCACCUCCAAACAAGGUAUGCCCAGACAUCACUCUGGACCAGAUAUUGCCAACUUUUACUCUCUCUCCCCUGGAGGCGUCAGUCAGAUCACCCCGCCUCUUGGCUGGUUUUCUCACCACAUGGUUCCAGGGCCCCCGGGCCCCCACGCCACAGGUAUUCCCCACCCUGCCAUCGUCAGCCCCCAGGUCAAGCAUGAGCCCCCCCACGAGACGGACCUCCUGCACAUGAAACCUCAGCACGAACAGAGGAAGGAACAGGAACCCAAGAGGCCUCACAUCAAGAAGCCGCUCAACGCCUUCAUGCUGUACAUGAAGGAGAUGCGCGCCAACGUGGUGGCGGAGUGCACGCUGAAGGAGAGCGCUGCCAUCAACCAGAUCCUGGGCCGCAGGUGGCAUGCUUUAUCACGGGAAGAGCAAGCAAAGUAUUAUGAGUUAGCGCGCAAGGAACGGCAGCUGCACAUGCAGUUAUACCCCGGCUGGUCUGCCAGAGACAAUUAUGGAAAGAAGAAGAAAAGGAAGAGGGAGAAACUCCAGGAGUCUGCGUCAGGAGGAAAACGAACGGCUUUCUCCUCGCGCGGAGCAAAGGCAGCAGCUACAGGGCCUCUCUUGGAGAUGGAAGCCUGCUAGAUUCCAUGACCUUUGACCCCUCUGCGACCUCUUGACCCCCGCCAACAUUUUGGAGGGCUCCAGCUCUCGAGCGUGCUCUUCUGCUGUAGAGACACUGAAAACUGAAAACAGACAAUUACUACUUUGCCAAGACCCACCACACACUCAUGCAUACACAGAGAAAUACGCAGCCAACAGUACACACACCUUCAUUUUUUGUUUUUUCAUUUUUGGCUUGUUUGAUUCGUUCUUGUUUGAUUUGUUCUCCCAAAGUCCAAGUUAUUGCACUGAUAUUGUUUCUUCUGGCAAUUUGUAAAGCGCACCAUGCCACCACACACACGCAGAGAGGAGAGCAAACCUUUCGGCCCCGCCCACACCUGUCCCUAAGUUAUUUUUAAGUUAUUUGGCCCCUCCGUUUCCAGUAUGUCCAGUCCAGUGAGUUUUCUCAAGCCCCCACGACGCAGCCCAUCUGGGGCCAGACACCUUUUCAGGAGACUUCUCUUUGCAACAUGGAGGGAUCAUGUGUUGGCUUGAAAACGUGCUCUCAAGACUCCAUUUUAUAUUUUGACCAGUUGGUGCAAAAAAGGAUCAACAUUGAGUUUGCUUUUAUUUUGUAGGUUUAAGUUCAAUUUUGAAUGCUUUUUGUAUUUUAAAUAUUCAUUUCAUCUCUUGGUGUAUAUUUUAAGUGAUUUUAUCUUUA